AAAAAAAGAUAGAGAAAUCCCUAGAUCGAUCGAAAGAAGAUGGCGGAUACUCUGAAGCGGAUGUUGGAAAGCGGAAAGCUAACGGACGAACAAUGCCUCUCUAUGUUGAGGGGAUUAGAUUUCGAUAAAGAAGCCAAAGUAGUGGGUGAAUGCACAUCUGAGAUCACCCCUGUCCAUAGUAGGAAAAGGAAAAAGAAAGCGAUUCAAGGAACAAAUGAGGAAGAAGAAGUCGACAACCGGAAAUCUCUGCCGCAGUUGUUGGACAUGCGGAAGCUACCUAAUGAAGAAAAGAAACGUAUUUUUUGCCAAUAUGAAGAACUAGGGGUUGAAGAAGACAUGGAUUACAUUAGGCAAAUCGCAAAUACUCAGGGUUUCGAUUUCAAGCCUGACGUUCGUAUCCCACGUCUUAAAGGAUACUCACCAUUUUAUUUUGGCGAAAACGAAGAGCAACCACCUACCGAAAUGGUUCUCUACGGCCGUUUGGGAGUUCAUUGGUUCAACUUUGAGCAGAAAAGGAAGUUGAAGUUCAUACGCAUACCAAAAUUGAAUACCGAACAUCCCUUUUCUUUUUCUUACUUUAUUACUGUCGAGGUUAAAGAUGAUGAUGCUGCUGCUGCUGAUUCUCUCACUUUGCAAACUCUGGUCAGGAGACCUUCCUUUCCCGAGUUGAAACUCUUGAUGGAACGCUGCAGAAUCAAACCAGCGGAAAUAUCAGACCACUCGUUUAACUGCUUCUAUCUGUCUUUCCGAGGAUGUAUGCCUACCUUUUUGUCGGAACUACCAGAAGAAGCUGAUGAUGAUGAUGGUGUUAGAUUCUACGAGGUUCAGACCAAGGACAUUGAUAAUAAUGAUUGGCUUCGUCUCUAUACCGAGUUUGCACUUUUCCAAGUUUGCGAGGCUGGAUCUCAUUCUUUCCUGCCCAAGGAGAUGAAUAUAAAGAAGAUACUUGUGGAAACCCGAGAACCUCAUACUGAUCCGUCUCUCAAGCUCGACUCUAUGAAUGCUAUCUUCCACAUAAGCUUCAGGGCCAACAGUUGCGACUACACAUCGGUAGUAAGGAGAACUACCGAUGAGAUUUCAGGACAUAUGUUCCUCGAAGUUGAAAAUUUCUCUCCACAAGUUCCUUCAUGAGAGGAUCAAAGUUGGUGGUAAACCCGGUGCACUCGUUUGUUUAUACGUAAACAGAAAACCAGUUUUGAAUUGUCUCAAUUGAAUAAAUCCGCUAAACUGGUUUUCUCGGUCAAAUCUUUAAAAGUAACUGGGCUCGACUAUAUUGGCGGAUGGUAUGUGUUGAUUUGUCUUUGCAAAUCAAUGUCGGAGGCCAAAUCACUUAAGAUAAUAUUCAUAAAUUUUGUCUAUAAUAUUUUUGGCAAUUUAGAUAUUGUUUGUGUAGUUA
This is a messenger RNA of Arabidopsis lyrata subsp. lyrata, 1396 nucleotides long. Its product is annotated as UPF0725 protein At3g44770. The record is from RefSeq and is a predicted model, not a curated record. The transcript has 3 exons. The coding region runs from base 40 to 1131 and encodes 363 amino acids. NCBI's taxonomy places the organism in Eukaryota, Viridiplantae, Streptophyta, Magnoliopsida, Brassicales, Brassicaceae.